AAUUAUUCUUUUUAGAAUGUGCUGUAUAAAUUUUAAUUGUUGUUGAGUUACACAUUAGUCCCAAUACUCGCGAUAAAUUAUGACUUCUUCUACAGUAUAAAAUGGAAAGGACACUAUAAAUAAUUUUUAAUAAUUUAUGGAUUCUUCUUUUAACAGUUUUCAAUACGCAUCGAAUAGUUUCAAACGUCCUAAUAUACCUUCAGAGAAUAAUGAUAUUUCUGAGGAAUAUUUGGAGAAUAAGCCUAAACGCACUUUCGGUUUCUUCUCAGCCUCAAAGCUUGAUACUAAUAAUCCACAAAACGAUGAUUCAUCUUUUUUAAAAACAUAUAAACCUGACGAAAAUCUUUUAAACAGUCACUGGCUAUUUUCAGAUGAAUCGCCUCUUAAUCAAGUUUCAAACACUAAUUCAAUUACACAUUUAAAUAAUAACACACUGAACAGUUUUAAUCAGACUUCUAUCGCAACAACAAGGGCCACUUCAAUUGAAACACCAACGGGGUUUAAGCUAGCGUCCGGUAAACAGUGUAAUUACUUUAACCCCGAGAAGACUGAGGAGUUUAGGAAGCUUUUAGGUCUUGAUGACGUUGAUGUAACAGUUGAUUCUCUAAAGCCUGCAGUGCCUCGAUUUACAAACGCCAACAAUAUGACUCCGGAGUCGAACCAAAAUUUCAAUGUAAACCCAAAUUUGAAGCCUGAACAGACAUUUAGGCAAAACACUAGCGUUUACGAAGAUUCAAACUCAGAUUCCAACUCCAAUGCGGAAACGAUUUCAGACCUUCCAUCGCAGGAUUCAGGAAAGCUUUCAUACACCGAUGUUUGGAACCUCCACUGCACAUUUACACACUACUAUAGCUCUAAUAUGUCAUUAGAGGUCAUUUCUAAACUGUGGCGUAAGUAUGGAAACCCAUUUCUUGUAAACUAUAGUAAUGCUGAACAGUACAGUUACCUCUUGUUCACUCAUCAAAAUGACCAUGUAACCGUUGGAGGGUUUAAUGAAAUCGUGUCCUGCUUCAAGAAAAUUGUAUCAAAGUCUAAUAUUAACUUACGCCGACAUGUUUAUGACGAUUCUUGGCUCAGGGAUAAAUUUAAGUUACUCACACUCAUUUCGUGUAAAAGAUAUACCAAAAAGAUAUAUAAACUGUGUAAGACGAGAGAUUUGAUGUAUUCGGUGAUGAAUGUUCCACUUCCAAAUCCCAUAAAUUUGAUAAGGAAACUCAUAAGACUUGUUAAAACAGGAAACUCACAUAACGAUUCCAUACUCACAAGGAUUUUUAACCGUGAUUCGACACCCGAUAUUCCAGUGGUAGUGAGAGUGGAGUCAUAUGACGGCAUUGAUGUUUAUUUGUUUGACGGGGCUGAGGUGUACAGGGGAGUGUUAUCGGAUAACCACAUUAAGUCGGCCUUUGAAUCCAAGAAGGUCCGGCCAGGCUCAAAGUUACUCCUCCAGGGCGUAAUUUUCAAUGAAAUUAAAGAUGAAUUUGUGCUUUUACUUAACUUUAACUCCAUUUCAAUAGCUUCUAAACGCUCACUAGGAAUUCAACCCAAACAUACCAACGUCAUCAUCAAAGAUUUGGUGGUUGGAGGAGGAAGAGUAUCAAGAGUUGAGGUUGUGGUAUUGAAAUACCUGCCGUUGGUAUAUAAGAUUUGGUACAAAUGUCCUGAAACUUGCGAGAAAAAGUGUCUUACACUUUCUGAAAAUGAAUACAUUCAAAUUACGCAGAACCCGGAAUCUAAAAUUCUAGGAACAAUUGAGAGUAUAUCAACAGUUUACACAAUGUACGUCGUGGAUGCCUUGGUACUUAAUGAAAACGCUCCCCUUAAUCAACAUAAAUUCCUCCUUAAAUCAUUUCUCACCAUUACUCUAAACAACGUUGAUGAUUCGAUAUCGUAUGUAUUGAGGCCUUUGACGAGAUUUGUAUUGACUAAUACGAUGAUAACCUAUCACACUAAUAUUGACUUUUUCUAUGAUAACCAGCUUGACUUUGAGCCAGUAAAGCUUUCAAGCACACCUCAUAGUAAGCUCGAUGUGUUGGAAAGUAAUGUGAAGUUUCCAGAGAAUUUGGUUGACAGAUGUGAGAUAUUCAGGAGUAUUUUGAAAAAGUGCCCAUCACUCUCAGUGCCAGAGGAUAUAAGCGAGGACGAAUAUUUUGAGAGGAUAAAAAAUAAAAGUGAGAAACCAAGGUUAUUUCUGGGCCAAAUUUGCGAUUUGAACGGAGUAGUAUUACACGUGGAGGAGCUUGAGGAGUCACCAAAGUACUGUUACUUCAGAGUAUACAUGAGUACUACAAUGUUAAAUAUCGUGUGUGUAAAGAUUAGCUAUAAAAACGUAAAUGACCAAAAGAGCAAAUUCUCAAUCACACCUGAUAUUAAGACUUUACAUAAGAGACUUAAUGAAGCUCAUGUCGCAGUCGCUUCAAGUGGAUCUGGCCCAGAUUCACCCACAAAGGGGACAUAUCCGUCAAUUUUUUAUACCUUAUCAAAUUUACAAUAUGUAGGACUGGAUGAGCAGUAUUCGAUAUACAAUUUUCAGAUGAAUUCUGACCAGAUAUCUUUGAAGGAGUGUUUUGUUUUAAAAAAACUUCAAGAAUGUUUAAUUAAUAGCGGAAUGAUAUGUUUAAAAUCAGGGUUCCAGAUUUUGCUGUCCGGAUAUCAGUCGUUAGGAGACACACAUGUGGAAAACGCUUGUAAAAUAUUUGUAAAAGGAACAUUAUUUAACAUUGUCGAGGUUUACAGACUUGUACAACUUGAAUGUGUGUAUGUUCAAGAGUUUCUUGACAUAAUCAAGUGCUAGCAGCGUGAAUCUACCGCUUCCCCAUA
Theileria parva strain Muguga is the source of this 2817-nucleotide messenger RNA. RefSeq lists its product as uncharacterized. The record is from RefSeq and is a predicted model, not a curated record. The coding region runs from base 137 to 2791 and encodes 884 amino acids. The transcript is spliced from 9 exons. Lineage: Eukaryota; Apicomplexa; Aconoidasida; Piroplasmida; Theileriidae.